This is a messenger RNA of Cylindrotheca closterium, 1701 nucleotides long. Lineage: Eukaryota; Bacillariophyta; Bacillariophyceae; Bacillariales; Bacillariaceae. The record is from the annotation of a GenBank genome assembly.
AUGAAAAUCACCAACGCCACAUUGCUGUCUCGGUCAUAUUCUGCCGCUAUUGCCCGUGACCUGCCGUCUUCAUUUGCUGACGCUUUGACAAAGUAUUCUACUGAUGAUAGCCCAAUCAAUGUCGCUGUUGCUCAAGAACAACAUGCGCAGUAUUUGGAAAAGCUACGCGACAUGGUUCCUACCUAUUGUUUACCCGCGAUUGAUGAGUAUCCUGAUUCAGUUUUUGUGGAAGAUACUGUCGUAGCAGUUGGCAAGACAGCCGUCAUUACCAAUCCAGGGCAUCCGUCCCGCAGGGGCGAAGUUGACACAAUCAAAGAAGCUCUUCAACGAUAUGGAAUGGAGGUGUUGGACAUGAGAGACAAAGAUUUGACCGAGGACUAUAUGGGUGUUCCGAUGUGCGAUGGAGGAGAUAUAUUGCACACCUCUCGACAUCUGUUUGUCGGUAUGUCUGAACGCACAAAUAUAGAAGCAUACCAGUUCUUGAAACAAGUGUUCAAGAUGGUGGAAACGAUCCCAGUUCCAUUGGACAAAAUCCCAGACUUCCCCGCGUUGCAUCUAAAAUCUAUGAUAUCACACAUGGAUUUCUUCACCCUUGUUGCUCCAGAAGGUCCAGAGGCAGACCAAUUGCUAGAACUCAUGAAUCUUAACGUUUUGGGAUAUGACGUUGUUCGAGUGCCGAAUCCAUUGGCUUGUAACUUAGUUAGUGCAAAUGGUCGCAUCUUGGCCCAAGAUGGAGGGUGUUCCCGAUCGAGGGACAUACUAACACACACGGCGGAAUUACGUGGGCACAAGAUUGAGUUUGUCGACUGUUCAGAAAUAGCAAAAGUGGACGGAGCGUUGACUUGUUGCAGUGUUCUCUUGAUGGGAAACCUGCUAGCUCUACAAACGACUUCCAAGAAAGUGCGACGUCGACCAAGGGCAAGGGUGCAAAAGGGUUCCGUCAAUAACAAAGAUAUAUUUCAGAUUUCACCUCUCCCAUUUCCCAAUGAUGCGUUGGAACCAUACAUCUCACAGCAGACUGUUGAAAUCAUUCACGGAAAAGUUCAGGCAGAGUGCAUACGAAAUAUAAAUUUCUUGACCAAGGAAAAUCCAGAUUUUGAUGGCAACGUUCAAUUGGUUGAUAUAAUGGUUGAGACUUCACGUGAUUCCUACCCGUACAUCCACCAAAAUGCUGCUCAAUGUUGGAACCUUGCAUUUUUCUGGGAAUGCAUGACAGAAGACUUCGAAAAUCCACCUGGUGCACUGGAAGAAGCGCUAGAGAAAGAUUUUGGAAGCUUUGAGAAUUUCAAAAUUCAGUUUGCUCACUCAGGGAGUGCAGUUUUUGGAUCAGGCUGGACCUGGUUGGUUUAUGACACAGCUGGACGAAAGCUGUUUAUCAUGAAUACGCUCGGCUCUGAUAACCCAUUUGCCAUGAGUCAGACAUGGCUUCCUAUCUUGGGUAUGGAUGUCUGGGAGCACGCAUAUUAUCUGGAUUAUCAGAAUCGUCGGGAUCUCUACAUCAGGGGUUUUCUGAAUAGAUUAGUGGAUUGGGAUCAAGUGGCUGACAAUCUGGCCAACGCUAAAGUGGGGAAACUAAGCGCUAUAGACGAUGACGGUGAUGAUUCUGAAGACGAUCUAGAGGCCACAGGGCAGGAAGAAGAGAGUGAUGAUGAAAAUGGUUCCGACGAUGAUAUGGGAGACGAAGCAGCAUCUGAGCUGUAA